This is a messenger RNA of Daldinia decipiens, 413 nucleotides long. RefSeq lists its product as uncharacterized. The transcript has 2 exons. The record is from RefSeq and is a predicted model, not a curated record. Bases 142 to 375 code for a protein of 77 amino acids. NCBI's taxonomy places the organism in Eukaryota, Fungi, Ascomycota, Sordariomycetes, Xylariales, Hypoxylaceae.
GUUUUAAUCCAAGGUAGCCGCACUAGGUCUUUAGCUAAGUCACUUGGCCAGCUAAUGAUAAGAAUUGCUGUACAACGAAGAGUAUAAUAAAUAGAUUCUUGGUGACAUGGUAUCCUAGUCCAUGCCACUCACCACCGGUGAAUGUUAUCGCGAUAUUAUAUUCUAUCGUGUCAGCUCUUUUUACUGAUUGCGCCAACGUCAUUACAAGGGUUGGUUACUAUAUUCCUUCGAAGUCUGGAAUAUGUUGGACCGGAUAGAAGCGGUAAUGCCCAAUGCCAAUAUCGUCGGGUUAAGACUUAUUACGGGCCUAAGAGCCUAGACUCUAGGAUGAGGCUUUCUUGCAGCCCGUUUCUAGAACGGCCGAUUACCCCCUGAGAUUGUUAUGCUACCUUUGUAAAUAAAUGCCUUUCCAC